AUGGCCUGCAGGAAACACAGCACCAUCACUGAGUUUGUUCUCAGUGGGCUGUCCAACGACCCCCACAUCGAGACUCUGCUCUUUGUGUUAGGUCAGGGGAUUUACCUCCUGACCAUCAGGGGGAAUCUGAUGAUGAUGUUGAUCAGGGCUGAUUCCCGCCUCCACACUCCCAUGUACUUCUUCCUGAGUAACCUGUCCUUCCUAGACCUCUGCCUCUCUUCUGUCACUGUGCCUAAGCUACUGAACUACCUUCUGUCUGAGAAGAAAACCAUCUCAGUAGAGGGCUGCCUGACCCAGGUGUUCAUUGUGUUUAUCACUCCAGGGACUGAAGCCUGUCUGCUCUCAGUGAUGGCCUAUGACCGCUAUGCUGCCAUCUGCCACCCACUGCUCUAUGGCCAGGUGAUGAGCAGCCAGCUCUGUGUGAGGCUGGUGCUGGCUUCAUGGGGCCUGGCAUGUCUCAGUUCAGUCGUGAUCGUGCUCUUGGCUCUUACCCUGGACUUCUGUGAGGCCCAAACCAUACACCACUACACUUGUGAGCUGCCCUCCCUCUUCCCUCUAUCCUGCUCUGAUAUUUCCAUCAAUGUUGACAUCUUGAUCUGCUCCAUCUUAUUGCAUGGGCUUGGAACCUUCCUCCCAAUCUUCUUCUCCUAUAACCGUAUUGUGUCCACCAUCCUGAGCAUCAGCUCCACCUCAGGCAGAACCAAGGCCUUCUCCACCUGUUCCUCCCACCUCAUUGGUGUGCCCCUGUUCUUUGGCUCAGGGGUGAUUCACUACCUUAUGCCCAUGUCUGGCUCCUCCUUGGAUUUGCUCCUCUUCUUGCAGUAUAGUGCAGUCACGCCCUUGCUGAAUCCCCUCAUCUACAGCCUAAAGAAUAAAGAGGUGAAGGCAGCUGUCAGAAGGACUUCGUGGGAAAUAUCUCUAAGUUGUGACAAAGAUAUGGUUACAAAGACUGUGUUCUUUUGCAUUUCUUCUUUAGUUCCUACUUUCUCCCACACGUAG
This is a messenger RNA of Ailuropoda melanoleuca (giant panda), 999 nucleotides long. Its product is annotated as olfactory receptor 8S1-like. Gene Ontology annotation, biological process: G protein-coupled receptor signaling pathway. NCBI's taxonomy places the organism in Eukaryota, Metazoa, Chordata, Mammalia, Carnivora, Ursidae. Gene Ontology annotation, molecular function: olfactory receptor activity; G protein-coupled receptor activity. The record is from RefSeq and is a predicted model, not a curated record. The transcript has a single exon. Gene Ontology annotation, cellular component: membrane. Bases 1 to 999 code for a protein of 332 amino acids.